Bactrocera dorsalis (oriental fruit fly) is the source of this 1046-nucleotide messenger RNA. RefSeq lists its product as uncharacterized. The transcript is spliced from 2 exons. The coding region runs from base 555 to 1046 and encodes 163 amino acids. Lineage: Eukaryota; Metazoa; Arthropoda; Insecta; Diptera; Tephritidae. The record is from RefSeq and is a predicted model, not a curated record.
AACCUCUAAAAAUCCGUUUAGGGAUAAAUAUUUUUGAGAGUUCGUAACACUGUGUGUGUUUGAGUAUGUGGAUCCUGCGCUCGCGCGUGUGGACGGUGUUGAUGUGGAGUGUGGUGGUGUCGAGGUGAGUGUGGUGAGUGUGCGUGUUAGAGAUGGGUGUAGGUGUGGUGUGGGGCAGGCGACUAAUGUCGGUAUUCUGCUUGUCACGAUUGUCUCAUGUCUCUAAUUGAGACAAUAGUAAUUUAGUGACUCUGUUAGUCAGGAUGUCUCAUUUUGGUAUUCUGGCAGAUGCAGUCUCAAAAAUAUUCACCAAAUAGUAUGGUGAAAAGAAAGGCAGCAAUCAGCUGUUUAGUUUAGCUGAUUAGAGAUGAGUGCAAGUGCACAAUCGUAAUGUAUGAAACGAUUGCAUGCAAUUAGUUUUUUUCAUAAGAUUUAAGCAGUAAAACUUCUUCUUAAUAAUUGCACAGUACAAUUAUUGAAAACUAAUGCUGAAAUAGUUUAUAAUAAAUGCUUAACAUACGCAUUUUAUCUGAAUCAAUUAUAUAUAUUGGCAUAUGCAUGUAUUUAUGUCCUUUGUUUUACAGAAUUUGAGCCAUUGGAAAAACCAAGUAAGGUCACGCGCAAGGAAAGCCAAGGCGCACAAGCUGGUGACAAGUGGCGGUCCCAUCUCAACAAUUGAGCUCUCUGAAACGGAGCAGAGAGCGUUGGAUACGUUGGGGUCAAUCGCGGUUGAUGGGUUGACUGAUGUACCAGCCAUUGGCACAGAGGAAGAAGUAGUAUUCACAGCUGCACCAUCGCCCCUGAAUACGACUUCGGAUGCGCCCAAUGACUGCAUUCCGUCAUCGUCCCGCAGCAAAAAAGUGACGACGGACGAAAUGUUCCGCAAUUAUAUGGAUCUAAUGAAAGGGAAAGCCGAGGAGGAAAGAGAUUUCCGUAUUAAAACGUUAGAUUCAAUCAACAAACACACGGAGUCAAUUAAUAAUUUAGCGGCAGCGAUGGUGUCGCUUGCUCAGACCAUUGUGAAAAAAACAGAAGAGAAAAAGUGA